Messenger RNA from Medioppia subpectinata, 408 nucleotides. Lineage: Eukaryota; Metazoa; Arthropoda; Arachnida; Sarcoptiformes; Oppiidae. The record is from the annotation of a GenBank genome assembly.
UUGAAGCAAACGAAACAUUCGGUCACUUGUUGUCAAUUUAACUCAACGGCUGAUAAACUAUUGGCCACUUAUAACGACGAAGACAUCUAUACGUUUGAUCCGAAAACUGGUUUAUCUGAGACGCGAUACAGUGGGCACCGAAAUAACGCAACGGUUAAGGGCUGCGCCUGGUUUGGGGACCAGUAUAUUGUCAGUGGCAGUGAUGAUGGUUAUGUCUACGGUUGGGACUCACAGACGCAGCACAUCGUUAUGUCUCUAUACGCCGAUGAGAACGGAGUUGUGAACUGUAUAGAGCCUCACCCGACGGCUCCCAUUAUGGCCACAUCGGGUCUGGACGAUGACGUGAAGGUAUGGGUGCCGUCAGCUAACGAGUGGCCGCAGACAAUGAAAGGCAUAAAACAGGUUUAG